Messenger RNA from Rhizopus microsporus ATCC 52813, 341 nucleotides. RefSeq lists its product as uncharacterized. The record is from RefSeq and is a predicted model, not a curated record. NCBI's taxonomy places the organism in Eukaryota, Fungi, Mucoromycota, Mucoromycetes, Mucorales, Rhizopodaceae. The transcript has a single exon. The coding region runs from base 114 to 296 and encodes 60 amino acids.
CAGUACAUCAAAUUAAGAUUCAUAUAUUUCUUAAAUUACAAGUGUGUGAGUAUAAUGAAGUUGUAAUCUGCUUUUAUAAUCAUACAAGUAUUCAUAAGUGAUAUAAAAAAACUAUGGACGGAUGUUGCUUGAUCUGGGUUACAAGUCUAGCAUUGGCUAUUUUUGGUCUCGUCAAAAGCGAUAAGGCGUUGGCUUGCAAUCACGAUGAGGUCAUCAUUGUCGGUCUUUUCCCUCUUUUUUCUUUGGUAAGGGUCUUGUUUCCUUUGGAUAAAAAAAUAGUCCUGUAUUGGUCAUAGAUUACCAAUUUGGUUUUUAAAUAGGGGAAAGCAAUAAAACCUUCC